AUGUAGCGUACAUUCGACAGUUAACAGAUGAAGAAAUGUCUUGUUUUUUUAGUUAACAAUUGCAUAGAAUGCUCAUUGAUUAUGCAAAUUUAUGGUUACAUAUACAGUUUAUACGAGUUUGAAGAACAUUUCUUCCGCCAGUUAGGCAUAACUGAAAUUAUCAUCUCUUUAUUGUUUACAAGAGUGUUUACGGCAUUAAAUAACCGCUGUGAGAGCCUGGCUAUUAUCUGAUAGUGGAAAACCGAAAUAACCUUAACCCUCUCGAGCAU
This is a messenger RNA of Acanthoscelides obtectus, 269 nucleotides long. The record is from the annotation of a GenBank genome assembly. Lineage: Eukaryota; Metazoa; Arthropoda; Insecta; Coleoptera; Chrysomelidae.